Messenger RNA from Etheostoma cragini (Arkansas darter), 2066 nucleotides. RefSeq names its product mahogunin, ring finger 1b (gene mgrn1b). The record is from RefSeq and is a predicted model, not a curated record. NCBI's taxonomy places the organism in Eukaryota, Metazoa, Chordata, Actinopteri, Perciformes, Percidae. Gene Ontology annotation, biological process: negative regulation of G protein-coupled receptor signaling pathway; endosome to lysosome transport; protein ubiquitination. Bases 257 to 1834 code for a protein of 525 amino acids. The transcript is spliced from 17 exons. Gene Ontology annotation, cellular component: early endosome; plasma membrane; cytoplasm. Gene Ontology annotation, molecular function: ubiquitin protein ligase activity.
GAGACAGCCAAUCAGGUUGACUCCCUGCUACGUUAGCACAGCUCUGGAAAAACAACAGUACCGUCUCAAUUUAUUUCCUGUUAGCAUUCGCAGCAUAGCCACUGAUCAAACCGACCGUGUAAAAUGUUAAAUUAACGAAAGCGUUUGCACUUGGUUGAUGCAACCUUUGUUUUGGAUUUAGUGUACGUGUUAAGGCAGAGCUGUGACGCGCCUUGCUAGCUUACUGUAGCUAACAUCGGCGACCCAACCGAGAAAGAUGGGGUCCAUCCUGAGUCGCAGAAUCGCUGGUGUUGAGGAUAUCGAUAUCCAGGCCAACUCGGCCUAUCGAUUUCCCCCGAAAUCUGGUAAUUAUUUUGCGAGCCACUUCUUUAUGGGAGGAGAGAAAUUUGACACACCACAUCCAGAGGGAUACCUUUUUGGAGAAAACAUGGACCUGAAUUUUCUUGGAAAUAGGCCAGUCCAGUUUCCGUAUGUGACGCCUGCACCCCAUGAGCCUGUGAAAACCCUGAGGAGUCUGGUCAACAUUAGAAAGGACUCUCUGCGUUUGGUCAGGUAUAAAGAUGACUCUGACACUCCGGUGGAGGAAGGGGGAAAACCAAAAGUUCAGUAUGGUGUGGAGUUCACCUUUGAUGCUGAUGCUCGAGUGGCCAUCACCCUCUACUGCCAAGCGUUUGAGGAGUUUUCUAAUGGGAUGGCAGUGUACAGCCCAAAGAAUCCAUCACUGGUCUCUGAAACUGUGCAUUACAAGCGAGGGGUGAGCCAACAGUUCUCCAUGCCAUCUUUCAAAUUAGAUUUCUGUGAGUGGAAAGAGGAAGAUCUGAACUUUGACCUUGACCGAGGAGUGUUUCCCAUGGUAAUCCAAGCUUUGGUUGAUGAAGGGGACGAUUGCCUUGGACAUGCUCACGUCCUUUUGGCAGCCUUUGAAAGACACGUUGAUGGCAGUUUCUCCGUCAAGCCUCUCAAGCAGAAGCAAAUUGUGGACCGUGUGAGCUACCUCUUACAGGAGAUCUAUGGGAUUGAGAACAAAAACAACCAAGAAACAAAGCCAUCUGACGAUGAGAACAGUGACAACAGCAAUGAGUGCGUUGUCUGUCUGUCUGACCUGCGAGAUACACUCAUCCUGCCCUGCAGACAUCUGUGUCUCUGCAACUCUUGCGCAGACACUCUGCGUUACCAGGCCAACAACUGUCCAAUCUGCCGACUGCCCUUCAGAGCCUUGCUGCAGAUCAGAGCUGUGAGGAAAAAGCCUGGUGCUCUUUCCCCUGUGUCCUUCAGCCCUGUUCUGGCUCAGACUAUGGACCAUGACGAGCACUCUAGCACAGACUCGGUUCCUCCCGGCUUUGAACCCAUCUCACUGUUAGAGGCUUUGAAUGGUCUGCGAUCAGUUUCUCCUGCCAUCCCAACUGCACCCCUCUACGAUGAAAUCAACUUCUCAGGGGGUGUGGGUGGUGACAGCAGACAGCUGAGCUCCCCGGAGCAUUUAAGUGAUGGGAGUCUGCAGAAAGGAAAAGUCAGCAAGUCACCUGACAGUACCCUUAGGUCUCCAUCGUCUCCCAUCCAGGAAGAAGAUGAGGAAAAGUUGUCUGAAAUGUCUGAUGCUCAGCCUCACACACUUCUGUCCAGCAGCCCCGCCCCCACUGACGCCACAGCAACCGAGGACGUGGCAGAAUCCCUGUCUCCAGAUGACGAGGACAGGAUGCAUUCUGGAGGAGACAUCCUACAGGACUGCAGCAGUGAACACAGCAGCUUGACCAAAACAGAGAGCGACCCACCGGGCAACUUGUCUCUGCCAGCUCUUGGUCCCGAUUCCUGCUCUAUUGGUAUGGAGGAAUAACUGUGGUUCAUCAGAGUCAACAGAAAGCCUGAAAAGUCAGAGCACAAACUGCUCCAGCCAGCCUCUCCUGUGUCCCACGAGCAGCCUUCAUUUGGAAGAUGAGCACCUCAACCCCUGACUCUGAUCCAGUGUCAGAUUUAUUCAUUGCAAAGAUCAUCCAGUCCCUCUAUUCCUUUUACCCUCCAGCCCAGUCUUCUGCUUCAGUGAUUAGAGCCAACGAGGGCCCUUAAAG